This is a messenger RNA of Elaeis guineensis (African oil palm), 2162 nucleotides long. RefSeq names its product pectinesterase. Lineage: Eukaryota; Viridiplantae; Streptophyta; Magnoliopsida; Arecales; Arecaceae. Gene Ontology annotation, biological process: cell wall modification. Gene Ontology annotation, molecular function: enzyme inhibitor activity; pectinesterase activity. The record is from RefSeq and is a predicted model, not a curated record.
CCAGAACACAUAAGGAGCUCCGGCUCCAAGUCUUUCUUUAUCCUUCCCCUCUUCUCUCCAUUCCAUUUUAUUAGGGUCCAUUCUCCACCUCCUCUUAAAAGGUGCAAAAAGAAAAGGGGGGGCAAAAAAGUUUAAAGAUGGCGAAGAAGGUCCUCAUCGGGGCCGUCUCGGGGAUCCUCCUGGUGGCGGCGGUGAUCGGCGUGGUGGCGGGUGUCAGGCGGUCCCAAACCACAUCCUCGGGCGGCGGAGAUGUCGGCUUGUCGAGCACAUCCAGGUACGUUUCCGCCUUCUGCCAACCGACGCAGUACCAGGACACGUGCGAGCGCACCCUUUCGAAGGUGAGCAACUCGACCGCCCCCAACGAGAUCAUCCAGAUGGCGAUCAACGCCACCAAGGACGCAAUCCGGUCCAAAUUCGACGUACCCGACAAGAUCCUGAAGGACAUCCCGAGCCUGGCCCCCAACCUCCCCCAGCGCAACUUGUCGAUGCUCCAGGACGCGCUCACCGACUGCAAGAAGCUCCUCGAGGACACCAUCGACUUCCUCGACGCCACCUACGUGCUGUCCAACAACAUGGAGGAUCUGGUCCUCCGCUCCAACGAUGUCAUCACCUGGAUGACCUCCAUGAACCUCCAGGUGUCGUCCUGCCUCGACGGCAUCGAGCACCCCGCCGUCCAUCAGGCCAUGAUCAAGGAACUCGGCAACUCCACCGAGCUCCGCAGCAACGCCCUCACCAUGGUCGCCCGGGCCUCCAAAGUGUUCCAGGCCUUCGGCAUCCAGUUGAACACCGGCGCCGACUCCCGCCGCCGGCUUCUCACUCACGACGAGACCGUCUACGACAGGGACUCCGAGGGGUACCCCACCUGGCUCUCCACCACCGACAGGAAGCUGCUGGCCCAGGACAUGGUGAAGCCAAACGUGGUGGUGGCCAAGGACGGGAGCGGCAACUUCAAGACCAUCAACGACGCCCUCAAAGCCAUGCCGGCUGCAUACCCCGGUCGGUACGUCAUCUACGUCAAGGCCGGCGUCUACAAUGAGAAGGUCCUCAUCGACAAGAAGAAGAUCAACAUAUUCAUGUACGGUGACGGCAGCAAGAAGACCAUCGUGACCGGCAACGCCAACUACAAGGCCGGAGUCAAGACCGAUCAAACCGCCAGCUUCGCCGUGCAGGCGCCCGGUUUCAUCUGCAAGCAUAUGGGCUUCCGCAACACCGCGGGACCCGAGGGGCACCAAGCAGUGGCCUUCCGUAUCAACGCCGAUCUCGCGGUGUUCUUCAAGUGCCGGUUCGAUGGGUACCAGGACACGCUGUACGUCCAAAGCGGGCGCCACUUCUUCCGCAACUGCGUCGUCUCAGGAACCAUCGACUUCAUCUUCGGCGGCGGGGCGAGCGUCCUCCAGAACUGCCUCAUCAUCGUCCGCCGCCCGAUGGACAACCAGUUCUCCGCCGUGACGGCCGCCGCUGGUGACCUCCCUGAUGAGAACAGCGCCAUCGUCAUCCACAACUCCCGCAUCCGCCCCGACCAGAGGCUGUUCCCCGACCGGUUCAGGCUCAAGACCUACCUCGGCCGGCCCUGGAAGGCGUACGCCAAGACCGUCGUCAUGGAGACGGAGAUCGGUGACCUGAUCCAGCCCGAGGGGUGGAAGGAGUGGGAUGGGCAACCGGAGCAUUGCAAGACGGCGUACUACGCCGAGUUCCAGAACCGCGGGCCCGGAGCGGAUACCCGCGCCCGGGUGAGGUGGCCCGCGUUCCAUGUGAUCCAGCGACAGGAGGCUCAGAAAUUUACGGUGUCCAAUCUGUUGUACACUCAUGGUGGCGACUGGAUCGCCCUCGCGGGUGCACCCCAAAUCAAGGGCUUCCGCCGCGCCUAAAACGGACGCACGUGCAUGGGUGCCCUCAGCCGUGCAUGCAUGCAAAGGUGGCGUGGAAAGAGCGAACGACGCGAGAGAAGAGUUGGGAGAGAGAAGCUGAGAGCAGAGAUGAGAGUGUGAAGCAGCUUGCUCUUUCUAAUUUAUUUUUACUUUGUGUUUUGAAAGAAUAAGGAUGGAGAGAGAAAUAUGUGGAUUUGGUUUUUCUUUAAAAUGAAGGAUUGAAUGGUUGGAUGAUCUCCGAUCCAUUCUAACCUCCUUUCUUAAUUGAAAUUCUUAUAUUAUUAUUUUCUGUUA